Messenger RNA from Polyodon spathula (Mississippi paddlefish), 966 nucleotides. It is a transcript of the gene cyb5a, whose product is annotated as cytochrome b5. Bases 77 to 487 code for a protein of 136 amino acids. The record is from RefSeq and is a predicted model, not a curated record. Lineage: Eukaryota; Metazoa; Chordata; Actinopteri; Acipenseriformes; Polyodontidae. Gene Ontology annotation, molecular function: heme binding. Gene Ontology annotation, cellular component: membrane; intracellular membrane-bounded organelle. The transcript has 5 exons.
AAAUAUGUUUGUGUGCCAGGAAGUUCAGUGAGAUAGCUGUCUUACUCCAUUGUCGACUGAAUAGAGAAGGGCAAAAAUGGUCGAAAAGGAAGGCAGUAAAAACCAAGUUAAAUACUACCGCUUGGAAGAAGUACAUCAACAUAAUUCUUGUAAAAGCACAUGGCUUAUUAUCCAUUACAAGAUAUAUGAUGUCACGAAAUUCUUGGAAGAGCAUCCAGGAGGAGAGGAGGUACUCAGGGAGCAGGCUGGAGGUGAUGCUACAGAGAGCUUUGAAGAUGUUGGUCAUUCUACAGAUGCUCGAGAAAUGACCAGCAUGUACAUGAUAGGUGAACUUCAUCCUGAUGAUAGACCCAAAAUUCAGAGACCAGCAGAAACAUUUGUUACAACAGCAAGUGAGACUUCAAGCUGGUGGACCAACUGGAUUAUUCCAGCAGUAGCAGCAACCAUUGUUACUUUGAUGUAUCGCUUAUACAUGACUGAAGAAUAACCACUGUUUGGGAAUUUGCUUAUCAGUAAGACUGAGCAACUGUGGAUCUCUGUAGAAAUUCAACUGUUUGAACAUCGGAUUGUGAAUCAAUUAAAUCCUUAAAUAAUAUAUAUAUGUUUUUUUUUUUCUUUCUGUAAGAUUUAAAUAUGUAUUUACAUCUUUUGAAAUAUAUGGAUGGAAAAUAUAAUCUGCCUUCUGAAGUACUGAUUAAUGUGUUUUUUUGUUUGGUUUUUUAUUUCACUUGCCAUAAAAGCUGUUAAAAUGAUUUAUAUAUAAUGACAUAACUAGUCUACACAUUACUGUAUUCUUAGUCUCUGGUUCUUCCCCCCCUCGAAUUCCAUUCCAUAAUGUGGGGCUGUAGAAAUGUUUUCUUUUUUCCUGUUUUAAUGCAUCUUACCUGAGCACCUUCUAAACUGUAACACCCUGUAAUAUAAUCUGGUCUAUACCAGUCAAAAAGAAAUAAAUGAAUUGUUAUUUUA